AUGGCUGAGAACGCAGAGAACACUCAAACUGCGAUCCUACAAGUCCUGCAACGCCUAGAGGAACGUUUAACGCAUUUAGAGGAGGCACCACGAAGGAUGCAACCUGUUAGGUUCAAUAUGCGCCCCAAUAACGCAAAUCCAGACCCGGAUCCACCUGAUACACAACAAAGACCGAGAAGAAUGCAAAAUCCAAGAGCUCCUCUUGAAGAGGAUGAAGAUUCUGAUCAUUCUACUCAGAACCGACGGAGGAGGAAUGUUCAAAACCAAAGAUAUGUUGAUGAAAGUGAUGAGGAGGAUGUACCUAGAAGGCAACUACGAGUUCAAAGACACCAAGGUACAGAUUUGAAACUCAAACCUCCUACUUUUGCUGGAAAAGUUAAUCCUGAAGCUUAUCUCGAUUGGGAGAGGCGGAUGGAAAAUAUUUUCGAUUGCUAUACAUAUACCGAACAGAGGAAGGUUCAAUACGCGGCGGCUCAACUCACGGACAAUGCACUCACAUGGUGGGACCGAGAAACAGCCGAAAGAAGACGUUCUCACUAUGAUCCAAUAAUCUCCUGGAGAGAAAUGAAACAUCUCAUGAGAAAGAGGUAUGUUCCACCACAUUUCCAUCGGGAUUUACAUAGACGAUAUCGUAAGUUGGCGCAGGGUAACAGAUCGGUUGAAGACUACUUUGAGGAGUUUGAGCAUCUUCAGAAUCGAUUAGAGAUAGAAGAGGAUGAUGAGACUGUUAUGGCUCAAUUCCUAGACGGACUACAAGAACGCAUCGCGAGAAAGGUAGAAAGACAAGUCUACCAUGACAUUCAUGAUCUUUUACAUCUUUCUGUCCAAAUAGAACAGCAAAUACACAAGAAGCAAGCUAGGACAAACCGAAUAAGAAUGCCUAGCAAUGUGUAUCCGAGAACCGAGAGCAAAGGACACAACAUGCCCACCUCAAAACCUGUCCAGGAGGAUCCAAAGAGCAAAGGAAAGGGGAUUGCAACAUCCAAAGGCAAAACUUCUGUAAGUAACAAAUCUAACACUCCGAGCCACGAGAUUCUUUGUUACAAGUGCAGGGGUCGAGGACAUUAUGCUCGUGAUUGUCCAAACAAGCGUGUAAUGGAAAUUAUCGAGGCUGGAGAUUAUGAUUCUUUGGAUGAGGAAGAGGCUGAAAAUCUGGAAGAAGAAGUUGAGUAUCCGGACAGCGGGGAGCUACUUGUCACACGGCGAGUCUUGAGCACCAUGACUACCCCAGAAGAAACCGCACAACGUGAAACCAUUUUCCACAGCCGAUGUACCGUGAAGAACAAGGUAUGUGGGUUAAUCAUAGAUAGUGGUUCCUGCACUAAUGUUGCUAGUGUUUACAUGGUGAAGAAGCUAGGGCUCGAAACGGAAAAGCAUCCCCACCCUUAUAAGCUACAGUGGCUGAACAACCAAGGAGAGCUUAAGGUGAAUGAACGGGUGAAAAUCUCGUUUAGCAUUGGGAGAUACCAAGAUGAGGUAAUGUGCGAUGUGGUUCCUAUGCAAGCUGGUCAUAUUCUCCUUGGAAGACCAUGGCAAUUCGACCGAGAGGUUAAGCAUGAUGGUAGGACAAAUCACUACUCUUUCAUGUUUAACAAGCGUAAGAUCUCAUUAGCACCUCUUAGCCCUUUACAAAUACAUGAAAUGCAAUUGAGGUUGUCUAAGGAAGUUGAGGAUAGCAAGAAACCGAAUUUCUAUGUCAAACCGAGCAUGGUAAGUAAAGCUUUGGUUGAUGAACGAGCUGUACUACUCAUGGUCUUUAAAGAUGUUUUGAGUACAGGAUUCGAAGAGAAAGAGCUUCCUUCCGAGAUCACACGGAUUCUAGAGCGGUUUAAGGAUGUAUUUCCGGAAGAAACUCCACCGGGGCUACCACCAACGAGAGGAAUCGAGCAUCAAAUCAAUUUGAUCCCAGGAACACCUCUUCCAAACAGACCCGCGUAUCGAAUGAACCCCGAAGAGACCAAAGAGCUACAAAAACAGGUACAAGAGUUAUUGGAAAAGGGUUAUAUUCGUGAAAGUUUGAGUCCAUGUACAGUUCCCGUUUUACUCGUCCCAAAGAAAGAUGGAACAUGGAGGAUGUGCGUGGAUUGUCGAGCUAUCAACAAUAUCACAGUCAAAUACCGACAUCCUAUCCCGCGUUUGGACGACAUGUUGGACGAGCUUAGUGGAGCCACUAUCUUCUCAAAGGUAGAUCUAAAAAGCGGUUAUCACCAAGUCAGAAUGCGCAAAGGUAACGAAUGGAAAACCGCAUUCAAAACGAAGCAUGGGCUGUACGAGUGGUUAGUCAUGCCCUUCGCUUAA
Molecule: messenger RNA, 2298 nt
Organism: Tarenaya hassleriana
Lineage: Eukaryota; Viridiplantae; Streptophyta; Magnoliopsida; Brassicales; Cleomaceae
Exons: 1
Coding region: 1-2298 (765 amino acids)
Molecular function (GO): zinc ion binding; nucleic acid binding
Source: RefSeq, a predicted model, not a curated record